This is a messenger RNA of Seriola dumerili (greater amberjack), 5800 nucleotides long. It is a transcript of the gene taok1b, whose product is annotated as serine/threonine-protein kinase TAO1-like. The transcript has 21 exons. Lineage: Eukaryota; Metazoa; Chordata; Actinopteri; Carangiformes; Carangidae. The record is from RefSeq and is a predicted model, not a curated record. The coding region runs from base 463 to 3510 and encodes 1015 amino acids. Gene Ontology annotation, biological process: execution phase of apoptosis; protein phosphorylation. Gene Ontology annotation, molecular function: protein kinase activity; ATP binding.
UUGACAGUCGGUAGCCACGGUAGCUUGCCUCACGCUAAUUUUUUCUUGCCACUGGCCAGUAUAGGUGACAAAAACGCUUAAUGUUAAAGUAAACUAUUUAGCCAGUCUUGAGAGUCAGCGUGACCGUCUAUACAGGGCAGGGCAAUUGUGCAGUUAGAUUAGCGAAUUAGCACUGCUAACUUAGUAGCUAGCGAAUUCACACUUUGAUUUCUAUGGUCUGCAUUGCAUCGUCUGUGAUUUGGCGUUCGUUGCUUUGCCCUGCCGUGUUCAGGCUGACUGGAUUGAUUUGCCGUUUACACCCCUCUUCUCAACCUGUGUGGAUUCAUUUUGACGAGGUGCCCAUGUGCUGAUUCCUUAGGCCCAUCCAUUACUGCAGAUGAAUCUUCAGCUGCUUUGGCGUAGCUCAGCACCCAGAUAGUCCCAUCCCCUUUGCGUGGGUGAUACGGGACUACAUUAACCAGGAUGCCCUCCUCUGUAAGGGCAGGGAGCCUGAAGGAUCCGGAGGUGGCUGAGCUUUUCUUCAAAGAAGACCCAGAGAAGCUUUUCUCAGACCUCCGAGAGAUUGGCCAUGGCAGCUUUGGCGCCGUCUACUUUGCACGGGAUGUGCGCACAAAUGAGGUGGUGGCAAUUAAAAAGAUGUCCUACAGCGGCAAACAGUCUAAUGAGAAAUGGCAGGACAUUAUAAAGGAGGUAAAGUUUCUCCAGAGGAUCCGGCACCCCAACAGUAUAGAAUACAAAGGCUGUUACCUCCGUGAGCACACAGCAUGGCUGGUGAUGGAGUACUGUCUGGGCUCAGCCUCUGAUCUGCUAGAAGUUCAUAAAAAGCCUCUACAAGAAGUAGAGAUUGCUGCCAUUACACAUGGUGCUCUGCAGGGGUUGGCGUACCUUCAUUCCCACAAUAUGAUCCACAGGGAUGUGAAGGCAGGAAACAUCCUGCUGACUGAGCCGGGGCAGGUCAAACUGGCAGACUUUGGCUCUGCCUCCAUCGCUUCACCUGCCAACUCCUUUGUGGGAACGCCAUAUUGGAUGGCCCCGGAGGUGAUUCUAGCUAUGGACGAGGGCCAGUAUGACGGGAAGGUGGAUGUCUGGUCCUUGGGGAUCACUUGUAUAGAAUUAGCGGAGAGGAAGCCUCCCUUGUUUAACAUGAAUGCAAUGAGUGCCUUAUACCACAUAGCGCAGAACGAGAGCCCCACGCUGCAAUCUAGUGAAUGGACGGAUUACUUUAGAAACUUUAUCGAUUCUUGCCUUCAGAAAAUCCCCCAGGACAGGCCGCACUCUGAUGACAUGCUGGGCCACGCGUUUCUGCAGCGUGAACGUCCAGACUCCGUGCUGAUGGAUCUUAUUCAGAGGACCAAGGAUGCAGUGCGAGAGCUGGAUAACCUGCAGUACCGCAAGAUGAAGAAGAUCCUCCUUCAGGAGGCCCACAACGGACCCACAGCAGAAACCCAGGAUGGAGAUGAGGAGCUGGAGCCUGGGGGAGGUCGGACCGGAACGGUGAACAGUGUGGGCAGUAAUCAGUCCAUCCCUAGCAUGUCCAUCAGCGCCAGCUCCCAGAGCAGCUCUGUCAACAGUCUGAACGAAGCGGCCCAGGACAGCCGCAGCGAGCUGGAUCUGAUGGAGGGAGACCACACUGUCAUGUCCAACAGCUCCGUCAUACACCUCAAACCGGAGGAAGAGGAGAGUUUCUCUGGGGAGCAGGCAGCCAGCAGUCAACCCUCUGAGCCCCAGGCAACACCAGCUCAGGCUCCGAGGAAGCACUACCGCAACAGAGAGCAUUUUGCCACCAUACGCACGGCGUCACUUGUGACCCGCGAGAUGCAGGAACACGAGCAGGACUCCGAGCUACGGGAGCAAAUGUCAGGAUACAAACGCAUGAGACGGCAACAUCAGAAGCACCUGAUGGCCCUGGAGAACAAGCUGAAAGGGGAGAUGGAUGAGCACCGCCUGAGGCUGGACAAAGAGCUGGAGAGUCAGAGAAGCAACUUCACCCAGGAGAUGGAGAAGCUGCUUAAAAAACACCAGGCAGCCCUGGAGAAAGAUCUGAAGACAUUUACCAAUGAUGAGAAGAAGUUCCAGCAGCACAUCCAGGUGCAGCAGAAGAAGGAGCUCAGCAGCUUCCUGGAGUCACAGAAGCGGGAGUAUAAACUACGCAAGGAGCAGCUCAAAGAGGAACUGAGCGAGAACCAGUCAACUCCCAAGAAGGAGAAGCAAGAGUGGCUGUCCAAGCAGAAAGAGAACAUCCAGCACUUCCAGGCUGAGGAGGAGGCCAACUUGCUGAGGAGACAGAGGCAGUACCUGGAGCUGGAGUGUCGGAGGUUCAAACGCAGGAUCCUCAUUGCCAGACACAAUGUGGAGCAGGAUCUGGCCAGAGAGGAGCUGAACAAACGGCAGACACAGAAGGACCUGGAGCACGCCAUGCUGCUCAGGCAUCACGAGUCGAUGCAGGAGCUGGAGUUCAGGCACCUGGGGACGAUCCAGAAGGCACGGGCAGAGCUGAUCCGGACCCAGCACCAGACAGAGCUCACCAACCAGCUGGAAUACAAUAAGAGGAGGGAGAGGGAGCUGAGGCGCAAGCAUGUCAUGGAAGUCCGACAGCAGCCGAAGAGCCUCAAGUCAAAGGAGCUUCAGAUUAAGAAGCAGUUCCAGGAGACUUGCAAAACCCAGACCAGGCAGUACAAGGCCCUCAGGAACCAUCUGCUGGAGACCACGCCCAAGUCUGACCACAAGGCCGUGCUGAAGAGGCUGAAGGAGGAGCAGACCAGGAAGCUGGCCAUCCUGGCCGAGCAGUACGACCACUCCAUCAAUGAAAUGCUCUCCACGCAGGCUCUGCGGUUAGAUGAAGCUCAAGAGGGCGAGUGUCAGGUCCUGAGGAUGCAGCUGCAACAGGAGCUGGAGCUGCUCAACGCGUACCAGAGCAAGAUCAAGAUGCAAACAGACGCUCAGCACGACAAGGAGAGGAGGGAGCUGGAGCAGAGGGUCUCUCUGCGGAGGGCUCUGCUGGAGCAGAAAAUUGAGGAGGAAAUGCUGGCCCUGCAGAACGAACGCCUGGAAAGAAUCCGCUCACUGCUGGAGCGCCAGGCCCGAGAGAUCGAGGCUUUUGACUCGGAGUCCAUGCGGCUGGGCUUUAGCAACAUGGUGCUCACUAACCUGGCUCCCGACUCCCAGGGAGGCUGGGGCGGAGGAGGUGGGGGAGGCCAGGGGGCUCAGGGGGGAGGCCACUGGCCCGGAGGAGGUGGAGGAGGAGGCCACCAUAGUCAUCACCACCAGGGGGGCUCCAGCUCACAGCAGCCCUGGGGUCACCCCAUGCUGGCUGGGGGCCCGCCACCCUGGAGCCUCCACCACCCCGGAGGAGGGAGUCAGAGGGGGAGCGGGGGCGGCGUGGGAGGGGUGAGGAACAGCCCACAGGCUAUGAGGAGGACGUCAUCAGGGGGGAGGAGUGAACAGGGCAUGAGCAGGAGCGCCAGCAUCACCUCUCAGAUAUCCAACGGAUCCCACCUGUCGUACACCUAGAACACACACACACACACACAGACAAACACACACACACACGAGCAACACAGUAAUUGUCUUAAAGUAAAAUUCUUGUGCACCAAUGUAACACUGUACACAGACACACACCAUGCAUGCACCACACAUGCUUCACAUACACUUGUUGCAAUCUCCCACAGUAUGUCUGACACACACUGCACAGUACAGAGACUGGGUUUACCUCAUCCCAGUGUCUCUUCCAUCACUACUGUUCUCUUACACCAGUGUACUGCUAGCAGCAGUCUGUGGAAACCCAACAGUCUUGAGACUAAUCCAAGAUGGCUGAGGGCCACAUACAGUAUGCCAUAACGCAGUAGUGUCAUUUUUACGGUAGCCUAGAGUGCUAUUUUAUGUGUUCAUAUUUGCAAUGUUAGUCUCUGUUGCCAUAGAUACAAAGUAGUGUAUAAAUAUUAUCUACCAUGGAGUUUAUGAUAAAGAGUUGUUUAUUUGCAGUAUGCUGUUUUAUAUGCUGUUUUGUGGUAGCACGAUAAGGUGCAUUAUGGGAAAAUUUGCACAGUGUGUGCAGUUUUUAAAACAACUAUAAAUAUUUGUCCUUGUGCAAAUUCCUUCAAACCACUCACGGCUCAGAUUUAAGCAGAGAUAUCUUAAUGAUAGAAAGUUUAAUGAGAUUAUUGUUUAUGUGCAGUUUCAGGCAAAAGAGAAGGCAGCAGGUGAUGUAGGGUUCUGAUGUAAGAUUGAUGAUUGAAGAAUAAACCGUUUCAGGACAUGUUGGACAGAGUCUAGAAGGAAAAUGAAAAGAAGAAGAGAACAAAGGUUGUUGUAAGUGAGUACCAGUUGGUAUCUCUGACUUUAUAGAAGUAGUGCAGGGACAGCUACUGGAUAGCUAAAAGUAUGUAAUCUUUCAUUCCAGCCGAAGUGACUUAACUGAGAAGCUUAUCUUCCACCAGGGAGGCAGUCUAAGCAGUGAAAUCACCUGGUGCAGUGAUUUAAUGAAACAAUACUCUCAACGCCACACAGGUUUAACUUCCCUGGAAUUAGAGGUUACUGUGUACUACAGGCAGGGCUGCAAAGAUGCCAAAUGUAAGGGUGCAGAGUCGGAUGUGUCGUCGUGACUAUUCAUGCCAAUAUAUUGUUAUGUUUUUAAUGAGAUUGUGCCGGAGAUGUCCGUGGAAGUUCAGUUCAUACUCUGAGGCCAAGUAGAUGCAUCUUUUGCUGGACCGGAGGAGAGCAUGCUCAGCCUUAUUGGUUUAGCUCUUGGGUUUCCACAGACCUCUGCCCUUCACUCACACCUGCUCAGUGGACGGCCAGUUUGAGGGAUACUGAAGCCUUAUUAGUCCACAGCCCUCACGACAGGGAUGGGUUUUCAGCAGCACUCAACCUCUACUUGAAUAAUUUUCAAAACUGUGUGUUCACUUCUCACUUGUUUGCAGUAACUUCCUGGUCUAAUCUGGCUCUGUCUUAGUGAUGCACUAUGCAGUAAAAAAAAAAAAAAACUUUCUCUGACAAAUUGAACCAUGCCUGCUGGCCUACCUCAAGAACACUCAAGCUGAACUUCACCACAGGGUGUCGUGACUUGACAAUGACUUGCACUUUGGCACAGGCCUUUAUCCAAACUAAACGUUAAUCAGAUAUAUUGACACACACACACACAUACAUAACUACAGUAGUUAUUGUACAUUUUUUAUUCCCCAGUCAACCAAUAUGUCCCUUUGCACACUUGGAUGAUGAAUGCAUGUACAGGGUUAAAUUUUGUGAAAGUCAGAUUGGGACAUAAAAGUAAAAAAAAUAAAAUAAAAAAAUAAAAUAAAAAAGAUCAGAUUUUCUAAAAAGUAGUGCACUUAGUUGUUGGCUGUAAAUGAGCAAACACACUCAGCAGCAGGUAAAUUUUAGGUCACAAAAUCAUUUGUUUUUGGGGCAACUCUGUAGGUAACAUUGUCCCUCACAGUUGUCUAAAUAUGUCCCAGUGUGUUGUUUUUGACUUUAAAAAAAAAAAAGACCUUUUUAAAGGGGCAGAAGUAAAAUGAAUGAACACGUGGUGCGCGGAGGAGCUCCACUCGCCCUCUGCUGGUUGGUGACUGCUGAAUGUCUCAGUGGGUGGAUGGGUGGUGAUGCUGUGAUCUCCGCUGCCAUGCCCCUGCAACCUUCCCCGGUCUGACACCCCGCUCUGUCUCACCCCUGGUGACCCCAAUGUCAUGUUCUGACCACCGAUCUCCCUGCUUCCCUCCACCUCCCGUUUCCUCCCCCCCUGAGCCUGAUGUGGUCUUCACCCCCUCCCUGAUCUAUUUGCGUAGAGCUCUUCAAGUGAAAGUAA